AUGAUCUACGAGGCAAAAUUUAUGCACCAACUCAAUGAGGGCAGAGCAUCCAUGGUACAUGUCUACGCCAUGUGUGCACUCGCCGCUAGAUUUUCAAACGACCCUGUCUUCCAUGGCAUCGCCCGUGGCUCGCGGGGAACCAUUUACAUCUCCGAAGCUGUGCGUCUCGCUCAACAAUCUAUAAUUAUGCCCAGCCUUGAGUCAAUGCAGGGUUUAAUUUUGAUUGGCUACUACUACGGUGGGGAAGGCGACACAAAAGCCAAGCAUGUUUAUAUCGGUCUCGCGAGGUUACAUGCAGAAACCUUGCCGUUCUGGGAUGUGCCCCAGGAUGACAGCCCCAUAUCUCAAGAGGAAUAUCGUCGCACAUGGCUAUCCGUGAAUAUUGCCAGUGAUUGGUCGGCAACCGAUAUAUCAAUCGAACCUGUAUCGUUGAUUCACGGCCCCGCAGUUGAUCUUCUCCAAUUCGAUGAUAUUGCUUUCCAGAGCUUGGACCCAGGACCGGUAGAAGCAACCUCUUGUUUGCACCCAUCACCGUACAACAUGUGGGCUUAUAUGGCAAGGUCGCUUGACAUUGUUAACAAGACGAGCGUGCUACUGCGACGGAUGAGCCAAGGGUUGAUCGCUUUCCAUGAUUAUUGCCAGGAGGCGGGUGUACUGGAAGGCCGUCUUGAUCAAUGGGAGCAGAGCCUGCCCCCGAGUCUAAGGUAUACCACGGAAAAUAUCAUGUCCGCUGUCAAGCAAGGUCUUGGUCGGACCUUCCUGGCAAUGCAUAUUGGGUACCACCACUUUCGCGAAAUGCUCUUCUUCCCCUUCCUCGACGCACGCAGGGAUCAAUAUACAACUAUAAAUCUCACAGAAAAGGCGACCCAAUGCAAACGAAGUGCAAAUAUAAUAUCCGAAAUUCUACAGCAUAGCACAGACAUCGAAUGUUGCGAUUUGAAUUGUUACAUCUACGGGCAUAUUGCUGUGAUCAGUUCAUGUGUUCAUCUUCAUACUCUGCUCUUCAGUGAUAAACCCGAAUCACUCUCCAUGGCACGCCAAUGGCUACUCUUUAACUUCAAAUAUUUAAUGGAUAUCAAAUCGUACUGGCCUGUCGUCGAGCACUCUCUGUCACGACUUCGAAAAUUCCAGAAUUCCUGCCAAGAUUCCAUAUCAGACCCAUUUGUACUGGAUAAUUGGAUGGCCCGCUUCCUCACUGAACACUCUUCCUCGCUCUCCGAACGCCAAACAUCCUCAAACCAGCCCUCUGGUUUGGGUCCUGAAAAUAUCACGGCGUCUAAUAUAAACGUGGAACCUCCGGCGCAUGACCCUGUGAAUAAUUCAGAGACUGGGUGUGACGUGGAUAAUCUGUCCAGCUUGCUACAUGAUCAACAAGUUAGCAGCGAGGCUCUGGUCAAUCAUGCUAUUGACUGGUUACUAGACUAA
Molecule: messenger RNA, 1425 nt
Organism: Penicillium concentricum
Lineage: Eukaryota; Fungi; Ascomycota; Eurotiomycetes; Eurotiales; Aspergillaceae
Product: putative C6 transcription factor
Exons: 2
Coding region: 1-1425 (474 amino acids)
Biological process (GO): DNA-templated transcription
Cellular component (GO): nucleus
Molecular function (GO): zinc ion binding; DNA binding
Source: RefSeq, a predicted model, not a curated record